CGUCUAUCCGCCGGGUUCCCGUCUCGCUGCCCCCGCCGGCCAUGCUGAGGGCGCCCCUGCCGCUGCUGCUGCUGCCGCUGCUGCCCCUGCCGCCCCUGCCCGGGGCCGCGGCCGGGCCUGCGGACAAGCGCGUGGCGCAGAAGGAGGCCGCCUUCGAGCAGCCGUACAGCGACGCGGUGAACGGGGAGCUGCUCAACAUCUACGCCUUCAACCACACCGUCACGCGGAACCGGACGGAGGGUGUCCGUGUCUCGGUGAACGUGCUCUCCGAGCAGAAGGAGAGGCCGGUGCUCUUCGUGGUCCGCCAGAAGGAAGCCGUGGUAUCAUUUCAGGUGCCCCUAAUCCUCCGGGGCCUGUUCCAGAGGAAGUAUCUCUACCAGGACGUUAGCCGCACCCUGUGCCAGCCACCCACCAAGAGCGAGGUUGAGACGCAGUUCUUUUUCGUGGACGUCUCCACGCUCUCUCCGUACAACGCCUCGUACCAGCUGCAGGUCUCUCGCGUGGAGAACUUUGUGCUCAGGACGGGCGAGCCCUUCACUUUCAACGCCACGGCAGCCCAGCCACAGUAUUUCAAAUAUGAGUUCCCGGAGGGGGUGGACUCUGCCAUCAUUAAAGUGACCUCAUCCACGGCCUUCCCUUGUUCGGUCAUUUCCGUCCAGGAUAUUCUGUGUCCCGUCUAUGACUUAGAUAACAACGUGGCCUUCAUUGGUACCUACCAGACCAUGACCAAGAAGGCAGCCAUCACAGUGCAGAAGAAAGAUUUCCCCAGUCACAGUUUCUACGUGGUCGUAGUGGUGAAGACUGAAGAUGAAGCGUGCGGGGGAGCGUUGCAUUACUAUCCUUUUUCUGAAGAUGAGCCUGUUGACCAAGGCAACCGCCAGAAAACCCUGCACAUUGUGGUGACACCUGCUGUCAGUUCAAAGGUCUACGUAGACGGGAUCCUUUUCUGUCUGGGUGUCUUCCUGUCCUUCUACGUGCUGACGGUGCUCAUUGCCUGCUGGGAAAACUGGCGGCAAGAGAAGCAGAGGCGGCGGCAGCUAUGCCUCCUGAGCGCUGUGGAGACGCCCAGCUCAGAGAGGGGCGUGCAAGCUCCUCUCCUUGGGAAUCCCCCAGACGCCCCGGAUUCCUACCUGGGACACCCUCCCCUCAGCAGCCAGAGUUACGGGUCCUUUGCAGACACCGGGUCCGCUGCCAGCACCGAGAACGUCACAGACAGUCUGCUCUCCACGGAAGCCUCCUCCAGUUACGCUGGGCAAGAUCUGUGCCAGCACCAGCAGAGACACCUGGCAGCCUUUGCAAUGGAUCGCUCCCUAGACAACGUGGUGGGACGCCCCCGGCUUGACUCGCUCAGCUCCGUGGAAGAGGAUGAUUACGACACGCUGGCUGACAUCGAGUCAGACAAGAACGUCAUCCGCACCAAGAAAUUCCUGUGUGUCGCGGAUCUGUCCCGCAAAGACAAGCGAGUGCUGCGGAAGAAAUACCAGAUUUACUUCUGGAAUAUCGCCACCAUUGCGGUCUUCUACGCCCUCCCAGUCGUCCAGCUGGUCAUCACCUACCAGACGGUGGUGAACGUUACUGGGAACCAGGACAUUUGCUACUACAACUUCCUCUGCGCACACCCUCUGAGCAACCUCAGCGCCUUCAACAACAUCCUCAGCAACCUGGGCUAUGUCCUGCUGGGCCUGCUCUUCCUGCUCAUCAUUCUGCAGCGUGAGAUCAGCUACAACCGAGCCUUGAUGCGCAACGACUUCCAGGCUGCGGAGUGCGGCAUCCCAAAGCACUUUGGCCUCUUCUAUGCCAUGGGCACCGCCCUCAUGAUGGAGGGUCUGCUCAGUGCCUGCUACCACGUGUGCCCAAACUAUACCAACUUCCAGUUUGACACAUCCUUCAUGUACAUGAUAGCCGGGCUCUGCAUGCUGAAGCUGUAUCAGAAGAGGCACCCCGACAUCAACGCCAGUGCCUACAGCGCCUACGCUUGCCUGGCCGUCAUCAUCUUCUUCUCUGUCGUGGGGGUGGUCUUUGGCAAAGGCAACACAGCCUUCUGGAUUGUCUUCUCAGUCAUCCAUAUCCUGGCCACGCUGCUGCUCAGCACCCAGCUAUACUACAUGGGCCGCUGGAAACUGGAUUCUGGCACCUGGCGCAGGAUUUUUCACGUGCUGUACACGGACUGCAUCCGCCAGUGCAGCGGGCCCAUGUACAUGGAUCGGAUGGUGCUGCUGGUGAUGGGCAACCUCAUCAACUGGUCCCUGGCAGCUUAUGGCCUCAUCAUGCGCCCCAAUGACUUUGCCUCCUACUUGCUGGCCAUCGGCAUCUGCAAUCUUCUGCUCUACUUUGCCUUCUACAUUAUCAUGAAGCUCCGGAGCGGCGAGCGCCUGCUGCUGAUCUCCCUGCUCUGCAUCAUCUGCACCUCCGUCGUGUGGGGCUUUGCCCUCUUUUUCUUCUUCCAGGGCCUGAGCACCUGGCAGAAAACGCCAGCCGAGUCCCGCGAGCACAACCGAGAGUGUAUCCUGCUGGGUUUCUUCGACGACCACGACGUCUGGCACUUCCUCUCCUCCAUCGCCAUGUUUGGCUCCUUCCUGGUCCUGCUGACCUUGGAUGAUGACCUCAAUUGUGUCCAGCGUGACAAGAUUUAUGUCUUCUGAGUGGCACUUGGAGACUCCUUGGCAGAGAGGCCAGAGACCAUCUGGCGGGCACUAGGGGGCACGGCUGUGGGCUCCCCCCUCACAAACGCAUCAAAAGAGCCCGCAGAAGGGGAACAAGGCUGACGAGGACCUACCUGAGACCUUCCCAUCUUGAGCCUCUGAGAGCUGACCCUGAGGGCCCAGGGCAAUGUGUUCAAAUGCUGCCUGGGUUGCGUCUCUGCCUGGAGGUGUCGGUUUCCCUUCCUCGGCCAUCAGCAGCGCUCCCUCCCCGGGGAGGCCUGGGGGGGUGGAGAGAAAAGGCCCCUCUGUAGGGGUCCAGCACUGCCACAACUCUGUGGGGAGGUGCAGAGAAGAACAGCGACAGGCUGGGCUCCUUUUGGGGCAGCUCUGGGAAACUACACGGCUCUCCUCGGUGCCUGCGCAGAUGACUGGAGGACCCCCCUUGUGAUGCAGCUGCCUUCUUUCUCUGAGCGGGGAGCUUUGCUUCCGGGGAGCAAUGGCACUUGGGACCUCCGUCUGCUAGCACUGGCAGCGGCAGCAGCAGCGUCCAAGCAGAGGGGUGCCGCCGCCUCUUCAAACACAUCAGGCACAACGUGUUUCACUGCUUAUGGGGAGGAAGCGGGCUGGUGGGUCUCUGCCCGGGUGGGAGUGACUGAAGGUCUGGGCAGCUGAGUGGUCCCUGGUGGUCCCUCCCUGGUUUUGGCCCCAGAGAAAGCCAGCCCUCAUUUCCUGGGGAGGGGCCUCCUCAGUCACCAUAA
Molecule: messenger RNA, 3400 nt
Organism: Candoia aspera
Lineage: Eukaryota; Metazoa; Chordata; Lepidosauria; Squamata; Candoiidae
Gene: SIDT2
Product: SID1 transmembrane family member 2
Exons: 28
Coding region: 42-2642 (866 amino acids)
Biological process (GO): RNA transport
Cellular component (GO): plasma membrane; lysosome
Molecular function (GO): RNA transmembrane transporter activity; double-stranded RNA binding
Source: RefSeq, a predicted model, not a curated record